AUGUGGCUUGGCCGGCGCAAGCCGACUAUUGCUGGAGAGCUUUUCAAACAUGAACCUGAGACACGCCGAAGAAACCGCCUGUCCAAACCUUUGACCAACAAACUAUCAGCCAAUAUAUCCACAACCAGUGUUCAAGAGACAGCAAUACACAACAAGGAUGCAAGCACCCAAGAACCGGUGCUGGGUGGUCCGCUGACGUCUCAUCCAAGCAAUCCCGCCCUGAGAAGACAGAUCCGGAGUCAAAUCUUUGACGAGGAAACACCCUCGCCCAACCGGUCCUUAACGAGCGAUUCGGCCUUGAGCUUGACUUACACGGUCAGCGAGAUUGACAAGAACACUGUUCAACCUGAUAGUCCGCAGGAACAGCAUCCUCCUGCUUCAUCUCUCAAACCGAAAAAGAGGAAGUCUUUCGUGCUACGGCCUCUGUCUACGAGGCGUUCGACCAGUCUGGCCUGUCUAAACAGUGAUCAACAAGCCGAUCCUCCGAAUGGUGAUGAAGCCGCUGCUUCUACUCCGAUGUCGUCCCUUGAUCGAAUAGUAGACUCACCCGCCAUUCCCCCAACACGUCGUGCCUCUUUCACACCCGGUACUGCCACAAGGAAGCCGUCUCCAAUUAUACCAGAGCGAGAGAUUCAAGAGGAGCACGGAGUUGAAGAGCUGGAGGAAAGAAAUCUCGUGGAAACAAAUGAAUGUGCCUGGCACCCUCCUCCACCGAGAAUGGCGGGCAGAGCUGAAACGCCUGCAGACCUGGAUUAUUCGCAUCUGGGCGUCCUGCGACUUGGCUCCUUGCAGAUUGUCAACGGACGAGCAUCACCUGCCUUUAGCGAGGCAUCUAAGCUCUCCAAACAGGUUCUGGCUUUCUCCCAAUCUCAUAGGGAUGUCUCGAGUGACUAUGGUGAGGCCCAGGAAGAGUUGCAGGAAUUGCUCAUAUCAAGGUCGAAGGACCUCUCACUAAGCACGCCUGAUGAGAAUUCUGAACACCGAACCCUCAGCUGGGACAGUACCGACGAGAAACCUUCAGCGGUUCAUGACCUCGAGAACUUCGAGUCCGUUCUUUACAAGGCUGAAGUUGAUAAGGAAGACGAUCAAACUUCACUGAUGGCUAAAGAAUAUAUGGCCGAGCUACCCGCCCGUCCAUUCUCGAAUCAAAAGUCACGCCAUUUGUCCGGGUCUUCGAGGAGGUCCGAAGAAUCGAUGCAGACGUCGUUGUCACUCACAUCAUUGCAACCGUCUCUGUCCAGUGACGGUGAUGCAGAAAGCAGCUCUCCCAUGUUUCAUCUUCAACGAUGCCCUUCAUCCACGGGGUCCGUCAUCCGCAGGUCGAGAAAGGGAACAGAAACGGUAGAGCCCCGUCAAAUCUUUCCUGGAAGCGGGAUUGGUGAUGAACAUCAACCUUGCGAAAGCACAUUGAGCUGGUACUCACCCGAUGAACCAAGCUUCACCAGAGGGGAAGCAUUCCGGUCACCCCUUGAGUUUGAAGCCCAACGGCAUCAGGCCUUCCCAGCCUCCUCGCCAAACAUCCAGCCUCCUCACCCAGCCGAGAAUUCAGACAGCGGAUACAGUUCGACCCACUCCUUGCGAUCUCUCCAAAUGGCGAAGUCUCCGCCAUUUGCGGUCGUUCAGCCAUUGCGUGAUGCAUCUGCGACACGGCUGAACGGCAGAACAACACAAUCAGAGUGCAGGUCUUCUGGGGUUGGGCACGUUGCCUCUAUCCUGAAGUCGCGUAAGACAGAGCCUGCUUUCCCUAAUUUUGCCAAUCUACGUCCUGCUCCAGUUUCUACGAACUCCGCUCCAGUCGUUCCUACACCGGACACCGCUGUUGUCAAGCAGGUCAAAAUUCGAAAGAAGUUGCAGAAGAAGCGGCCACACAGCCAGCCUCCUGGGGCUCUUGCGAUUCCCCGGGUGCACUCCUUUGAGGGCGAUUCUAUCCCACGAGUUCCCAGCCAGGCCGAAGACAACCUUCGCAUCCGCUCGCAGGAAGUGCCCGAACUUGAAAAAACAUAUAUUCCUUUAAAUGGGAUGAGUCAUUACGCCAGUACAUCGAGUAUAGAUCUUCAAGAAGCGGAGGUCAGAUUCCCUUCUCCAGUAUCUGAGGAGUCAAUUCAUGUGAGGCGAUCACGCUCUCGAAGCCGACCUCUGUCAUGGAUCUCUCGCUCCAAAGAAGAUGGAAUGAGCUCGAGGCGAAAUUCCUGCACGAUACCUCCUGAAACAAUGGCCGUAGUCCAUGAUUUCGGAGCAGCCUAUUCGCUGGGUGGUGGGCCGUAUGACUUGGCCCAUGAGAACCUCGUUUACAGACAACCCCCGAAUUUGUACGAAACUCCUGCUAUCACACCCCGACCGCGCCCAAUGAUGGACGACAAAGCUGCUGCAGAAUUUGCGAGGCGUCGAAGUCGAUCAAUCCAAGAACGCGACAGUAUGUGGGCUGAUAGAACGUCUGUGUUCAACGACAGAGGAGGUAUUCCUGGAAAGCAUUUUAGACCAGCAAGCCUGGCCCGCGAUGCUCCUCCCAUCACACCGGAGAUGUUACAGAAGGCCUAUCGGACUUCGUCGGGGCAGAGACAGGUCUCGAUCGGAAACGGGUUUGCACCGCCGCCGCCGCCGCCACCCCACUCACCACGACCUGCGUACGUGGAAUAUGAAGAGGACUAUUCGGACAUGCCGAUUGCUCCUCCUCCGCCGUCCCAUUCACCGCGGCCGGUAGAUAUGAUGCCUGAUCCGUGGACCGCACAAUCCACAGCGUGGCAAGCUCCCCGAGAGUCUUCUGAAAACGUGGGCGACCACCAAUACUGGGAUUCUGGGAUGUACGAGGGAUAUCAACUAGCUGUUGAAGAUAAAUCUGAACCUCUCUACCCAGAUAUUCCUCCUCGAGGAGGACGACAUUGGCAACCCAGCCGCCAGACACCUCAAGAUUACUACUAUUCGGAACAACACUACUACGAGGGUUUUAACAACUGUACGCAGUAUGGACAGCAGGGCUAUUCACCCUAUGAGGGCUCUUGUGAUUAUUCGAACCAUUGCGAGUCCAGGUACACUCGACAAUCCCAACGCAGUUCCGUCUUGCAGGAAAUCCAGCAGCCUCGGGGCCGUGCUGCUCAGUCAUAUGGUCAAGCUCAGCACCGGCCGUUGCCAUCUCCCAGAACGUCAGGCGGGGCCAGUCCACGUCCUCAUUCCCAGGCGGGUAGCUUCCGCAGUUUUGCCUCCUCUCUUGCCGAGGAGCUUCAUCCCAGUGACCUUGAAAGACCUUGUCCGCCACCGGAAUUCGGACGAUAUUCAGGCGGAAUGGGGUUUGGGUAUGAACGAGAAAAUGGAUUCGGAGGAUCGGCUGGCACGAGGUCAGUUAGCGGGAAAGCUGGAGCAAUGAGGAAAGGGGUUGCGUUGAGGGCUAGCUUCGGCGUGGACCUGAGCGAUGUGCCCGUCAUCAUGGCCGUGGUGAGAGCGUGA
Molecule: messenger RNA, 3441 nt
Organism: Capronia epimyces CBS 606.96
Lineage: Eukaryota; Fungi; Ascomycota; Eurotiomycetes; Chaetothyriales; Herpotrichiellaceae
Exons: 1
Coding region: 1-3441 (1146 amino acids)
Source: RefSeq, a predicted model, not a curated record